AUGAACGACAGUGUCCCCUUUAAGACCCGCAAGAAGAGGCCUCGCCCGGAGAACAGCAGUGACGAGGACAAACCUUUGUCGAUACAGUUAUAUCGAGAACGAGGUCGAAAUAUCAAUCAUAAUCGAGCGGAUUUGGCCAACGGCGAAAGCCUCGACACCACAAUCACGAAACCCAUCAGAUGCGAACACUCCGAGUCUGAUUCUGAUAUGCCCCUUAUGAAACGAGAUACUCGAAGUAGUGAAGGUCAUUACAGCCAGGGACAGGAAGGCGAUACAGCAGGAAACGAAUGGCAGAAACAGCCCGACAAGCAUGACGGCACAGUUAAAUGGGCAACACUCGAGCAUAACGGCGUUUGUAAAGAUGAGGUACGAUGGGAUCCCGAGCACACUCGAGCCGAAGCCGAAGAAGUUGCAUGCUUCUUUGGAGAAAUGCUGGAUGCCACGCACUAUGUCGACAAUGUUAUCAAGAGAACCUCAGGCGCCUGGAAUUUGCAGGGAAAGGUUUCACAAGUUAAGAAUAUGACCAAGUGUGACUUCUCUCCUAUAUUCGAACAUUUUCAGAUCAGAAAAGCUCAGAAGAAAGCUGAGCCACUGGCCCAAAGAAACGGACAAAAAGCUGCUAGAGAUGCGUUGGAGGAGCCUUUCAGACAUUGCACUUGGGAUGGCCAACAGCAAAAAGUGGGAAAUUUUCGAAUUGAGCCACCUGGGCUCUUCCGGGGCCGCGGAGACCACCCUAAAAAGGAAAAGACCAGAGCUUUGUCAGAGCAAGUGACGCUCAAUAUCGGCAAGGAUGCGGAUGUGCUUCCGCCCCGUAGGACACCAGUGGAAAGAUAUUAA
Messenger RNA from Aspergillus ruber CBS 135680, 837 nucleotides. RefSeq lists its product as uncharacterized. The coding region runs from base 1 to 837 and encodes 278 amino acids. Gene Ontology annotation, cellular component: chromosome; nucleolus. Gene Ontology annotation, molecular function: DNA topoisomerase type I (single strand cut, ATP-independent) activity; DNA binding. Gene Ontology annotation, biological process: DNA replication; DNA topological change; chromosome segregation. The transcript is spliced from 5 exons. NCBI's taxonomy places the organism in Eukaryota, Fungi, Ascomycota, Eurotiomycetes, Eurotiales, Aspergillaceae. The record is from RefSeq and is a predicted model, not a curated record.